Drosophila elegans is the source of this 3905-nucleotide messenger RNA. RefSeq names its product dihydroxyacetone phosphate acyltransferase (gene Dhap-at). The record is from RefSeq and is a predicted model, not a curated record. Gene Ontology annotation, molecular function: glycerone-phosphate O-acyltransferase activity. Lineage: Eukaryota; Metazoa; Arthropoda; Insecta; Diptera; Drosophilidae. Gene Ontology annotation, cellular component: peroxisome; peroxisomal membrane; mitochondrial membrane. Bases 240 to 2399 code for a protein of 719 amino acids. Gene Ontology annotation, biological process: ether lipid biosynthetic process. The transcript is spliced from 4 exons.
UCGAACCUUCAAAUAUCGACCCGCAGCUGCUAGAUGUUUUUUCGUCAACAAAACAAAACAGCCGCCGCUGCCGCAGAAAAAACUAAAAAGUCGGUCAAAGAUCCGAAAUAAAUAUUGCAAAUUGUAAAUUAAAUGCAUUAAAGGCGGAGGCUGCGUGCAGUGCAAAAAUAAAGUUAUUUGAAUUUCUGCCAAGGCAGCUUGUAUCGAAUUUUAAACCCCAGUGAAGCACACUCAGUGCGAUGGAGCGGCAUCCAGGAGGUGGUGAAUCCAGUGAUCAGGAGGAGAAAAAAAGCCCCAGUGCUGCGGCAGAUUACAUGAAGAAUUUCAAGAACAUCAUAGCACCGGGAAAUGAGGCCUCCAUGACCAGGGAAUUCAAUCCGCAGGUGGCCUACGAGUUCGAGAAAUAUCUCAAUCCCCAGAAGCUCAAGCAGCAUGUGCUCAAGAGUGACAAACUGCGAUCCAUUAUGGAGCACUAUGCCAAGGAAUCGGGACAGCCCAUAAAGCAGCUGGAACGUCAGGCCAGGGCGAUCAUCGAUGAAAUCGGUCUGGAGCGGAAUAUGGCCAUCAUACGAUGGUGCGGCAUCGCCAUCACAGCGAUCGGCAAAAGGAUCUGCGAUGGAUUCUAUGUCAAUUCGGCCAGCAUGGCCAAUGUCCGCAAGGAUAUGGGCAAGUGCCCGGUGCUCUACCUCCCCAGUCAUCGAAGCUACAUGGACUUUAUCCUAAUGUCGUACAUCUGCUACUACUACGACAUUGAGAUACCAGGAAUUGCGGCCGGAAUGGAUUUCCACUCGAUGUUUGGCAUGGGCACCAUGUUGAGAAAAACGGGUGCCUUCUUCAUGCGGCGCAGCUUUUCGAAUGAUGAGCUCUACUGGGACAUUUUCCGGGAAUACAUGUACGCACUGGUGGCUAAUUACCACAUCGGCGUGGAGUUCUUCAUUGAGGGCACUCGCUCAAGGAAUUUCAAAGCCCUGGUGCCCAAAAUAGGACUCCUAUCGAUGGCUCUGCUACCGUAUUUCACUGGUGAAGUGCCGGAUGUGAUGAUUGUGCCCGUAAGUGUGGCCUACGAACGAGUUCUGGAGGAGCAAUUGUUCGUUUAUGAACUGCUGGGAGUGCCCAAACCCAAGGAGUCGACAAAGGGUUUCUUUAAGGCAUUAAAAAUCAUUGACGAGCGAUUUGGCAAGAUGUUCCUGGAUUUUGGAGAACCGAUUUCGGUGAAGGAGUUCUUCGGACACGACAGUGGACAGAGGAUGCAAAGAGCAGGAGUUGGUGGUCACCUGCAGAAGCUCAAUCGACAGGAGGUGGAACUGGUCAAGCAGCUGGCCAAUGAGAUUAUUUACCAACAGCAGCGUCGCAUUGUGAUCAGCACUUUUAACCUGUUGAGCUUGUACUACGCCAGUCAAUUGUAUGCCCAAAAGAAUGUAAAUAUCGAUGAGUUAUCCCGUGGAGUUUUGCAUCUGAAGCGUAUUUUCGAGCAACUUGGAGCCCAUGUUAGCACUACGCCCAGUAGCAUCAAGACGGAUAUUAUAGAUGCCGUAGAGAUACACUCGAAUAUCCUGCAUUUUGUCGCAGCCAAAUUGCAGUUUACGCCAAUGGCAGCCAAACAAUUGGCGGAAAAGAUCGAUGUGAGGCGCAUGAAGGCCCAUGCUCUUUGUCCACAAACCAUGGCCGUGGCUGUACCCAUGUUGGCCCUGCAGCUCUACAUCAACCCCUGCAUGUUUUGGCUGGCCAGGCCAGCUUACCUUCUUCUGGCAGCUCUCAAGGAGCAGAGAAAUCAGGAAAAUCAGCUAUCAACAGCAGACACCAUCUCAUACGAUGCCAGUUUGAGUGCGCUGCACUCGCAUGUGACCACCAUGGAUGCACUGUUCCAGCACGAGUUCAUCAUUGAAUCGAAUCGCGAGGCGGCGGAGUUUGAAACGCAUCUGCAGCUGCUCCUGGACGAACGAGUGGUGGAGGUGGAGAAGAGCGGCAGGAUCAGGGUGCAAAAUAAUGAGUGCUCACAUGUUAUACUGGCCGCCCUGGCGCCAUUCCUGUGCCUCUACUACCAGCUGGUGGUCACGUUAAGAAAGAUUCCCCUGGAUUUUGAGUUCAGUAACAAGGAUCUGCUUGUUCGCGUCCAGCAACAUGUGGAGCAGCUGCUGCAGCAACCCGGAGGAUCUGCCUCACAUGUCCAUCCAUAUUGCCUGGCGCUGGACAAUCUCAACAUAGCCAUCUACGCCCUGAUCCAGCGGGGCUACAUCCUCAAGUGUAAGGACUCGGGACAGAUGAAGAUCGCUGGGACUCCAGGAAAGUGCUUGCAAGAGCUGGAACUUCAACUUCUCGAGUACUGCCAACUAAUGCCAUUCGCCCAAUACUCGACGGCGGCCAACCAGCAGGCCCAGUUUCACAUAGCCAAGUUAUAACUGGCAAAUGGCAAGAGGUCGACGGCGACGGAAGAAUCCGAUCCAAAUCCCGAUUCCGGAUCGAGUCCCAUACAGUGUAGUACAAUUAACAUUUCAUUACCCAUGCAGUUCAUCCAGUUUGUUGUCGGCCUGCUCAAGAAUUGUCGCAUCAUCUGCAUUCUGUUUUUCAUUGUGGUGGUGGCUCCACUCUGGCAGCUGCUCCACUGGAUCAUCGUUUCCUCCCAUUCAUUCACGUAGGUUUAGGGGUGUCUGGUUAGGUUGGAUCGAUUUUGUAAGUCAAAAAGAAAACAUACCCUAUAUAUCAGAGUUACCUACGAACAAAUUUAAACUUUUUUUCCUAUUACCUUAAAGAUUUAUUUAUUUAAGUAUUGUAUAUUAAGAUUAGAAUAUGAUUUUAUAACCAAUAGCUAAAUUUGACAUUCCCCAUAUAUAGUUUUUGCAACUCGAAAAACAAUUUUAAAAGGUAUUAAAACAAUUCAUCUAUUUUUCGUUUCGACUAUCUUGAUUUCCCCAUUCUUGACAUACAAAAAAAGUCGAUCCAUCCUAGAAAGUGCGUGUGUGUGAGUGCUAAGAGUAUUUUUAAGCCUAAAAACUGAUAUUUUAUAUCCAGUUUGCCAUGAAAAACAAAUGAAAUUCACUGAAACGCCAAAACACACAAAUUGCAAGAAAUCGAAUUUUGAUCAAAAACAUUUUUGUAUAGAUAAAGCGGUUACUGGUAGAUCCCAUCGAAAUAUAUAUUCCAUAUAUUUUUUGCCGAGGAAUUCUAGAAAUGUUUCCCAACAGAAAACACAUGACACAAAAAUGCACAAUUUCAAGAUUUUUAAAGCGCAGUUAGCUAAGCUCUUGCAAAGGUUUGAAAGUUUUAAAACUAGCAAGAUGCAUUUUAAAUACUUAGUUGGGUAGUUUUUUUAUUCCAAGUGAGUGAUAGUGUAACUUGUAAAUCCUUUUUAAUUUACAAUCGUUUAGAACAAUGGCAACCAAUUAUGUAAACUAUUCUUUCGAUAGCGUGAUGGAUGAUGCAUUUUUGUAAAUGUUUAAGGAAAAGUUUUUGUUAAUUUAAUCUGGUGUUAAGUUUUGUGUUUUAUUUCAUAAUCUUAAGUUGGUUAUGUUCGUCAUCCGGGGAUUAUUUUUUAAUAUUCUAUUGUGCCAAUACAAAAGUCAGCACCUCAAACAAAAUAAAUAAAGGCAAGCCACAAAACUUGCCCCUAGAUAUAUAUAAAAACGGUUAAAUCAGACGUAAACCCAUUUGAGUUGGGGUCCGCUUAUUCCUAAAGGAAACCACAGCACAAAAAUGUCCGAAGAGUGCAAUACAAAUAUUCUAUAUAAUGAUAUUUUUAGAUUGUUUUGUUUUUAUUUUUGUGGUAGAUAAUUUUAUAUUUAUACAGAAUUAAAAAUGAGAAAUCAACACCGAUCCUAACUUCACCCUCUAACAACUAAACCAAAUAAAACUAAAACCAGAGCAAUAAUAAAAAUUUAGUAGGUGCCAGUUGCGCCCAAGAAACUUGA